CUCCCCACGUUUUAUACCGCCUCCGCUUCCUAUAUAACCUACCUUUUCCCCUUCAUCUUCUUCACACCUCCAAACCCUCGCUUCAGAUCUAUCUUCUCUGCGUUCUUCCUCUUUGUAUAGACAAACGCAAGUGUUUCUAUUACACCCUACGACCAGCAAUUUCUCCAUUUCUCCUAUUCACCAUCAUCUUUCUCUAAAUUCCAGAUACUCUGUUCAUAUUUCUCAAGCCGAGUUUAGAAGUUAUUGCGAUGGCUGCCGUAGAAGUUCUUUACCCACAAGAUCCUUUGCAUAAUCGAUCGAAUCGUCGACACACUAGUCUUGUCAACGCUCAUAUGAAGCCCAAGAGGAAUCCCUCUUCUAACCCUAACCCUAAUUCCAUCCGUGGAACUGGGAAGUCAGAUCGGCGGAAGCGCAGCCCUCAGAAGAACGGAUCUACUGAUUCCUGUAACAGCGGGGGUCUCAAUCUCUCUAAUUCUCCGCCGGUGAAGAAGGCGGCGAUGAGUAAUUUGAUUAUGGGCCAGGUGAAGAUAUUGAAACGUGGUGAGACAUUGACUGAUACGGCGUCGUUAGUAGUAGAGUCGAAGAAGGCUGAGAUCGAGCCUUUUGCUGAUAGUCUGGAGAAAGAGCUUGUGCUGUCAACCAUUAGCAGGCUUGGACCCGAGCCUGAGAGGAUGCUGAACGAGAUUAAGAUCGGUGACUUUUAUGCUGGAUUAUCUGUUGCUACUCCGCCUCCGCCCAGUUCUCUUCCUUUGCCUUCCUUCACCAACAAAAACAUCCUCGGACAAAGCAAAAGUGAUGCUACCAUUAAUAUACGGCGCUUUCUGAGGCUAGACAUGUGUUGAUUUUCAUUGUGAAGAUGGUUUCUGUAGAUGGUUUAUGGAGAUCAUUCUUCACUUGCAGUGAAGAUGAGGUGGAUCAGGUUGAUGAAAGUUGGGUGAUUGCUUUGGUUUCGGGCAAAACUUCCCUUAUUUUUUCAAGGGGAAGGCCGAAUCAGAAUUGCAAUUCACUCAGUCUCCAUCCAUGAAAAUUUCGCUCUCUACUUCUACAUUACGAGUCAGAAGAAGGCUACUAUUUAUUGUUCCUGUUUGGUUUGGUAAAUUGUUCGAAUUAAAUCAAUAGCUAUCGGUAGUUGAAGUUAAGGUCUUUCUUAUUACUACGUAUUAUCUUAAGUGUUGGGUAAAUGUUGGAAUAACAAGUACAACUGACUUGUUGGUUGUAUUUUGGGAGUUGUUGUUGUCUUGUGUUGGGGAUAUGAUGCCCUCCACAUAGUAGUUAUGCAUCGUUUAUAAUAUCAAUAAAGUUCUUAUUUUUAUAUAUCUGUGUGUACAUAUACAAACACAACGCACAUACAUAUGCAAUGAUCUUGCCCUUGUCUUUACAUAUUGCUUGAGGCUUCUUCAGCAGUGUAUGGAAUACAUAAACCAUUGAAUCAUUCAGAGUUUUCUUGGAGAGCAGGAAUCUUGCAGAUGGAUGCAAGGUAUUGAUGCAAUGAGUGCUUCUUGUGAUUAAAAUUAUCUUUGCUGGAACUUAGAUUGCUUGUGAAACAGCAAUCUUAAAAUGGGUUCCAUGGAUUGUGUUCAGUGUGAAGAUAAAGUGGUUUAUGGUAAAGGAAUGUGGUUGAUUGCUUUGAUUUGUGGCAAGCUUCAUUUGCAAGGGCCAGGAUGAAUCAGAAACGCAAUUAUUGUGAAAGUAAUUUUUAUUUAUGCCAAUUAUUGCUGUGAUGAACCGGUUGAGGUAUAAUGAUACUUCUGAAUGUCAAUAACAGGCUUUACUUUGUAAUUUGAGUUUUGAUUUCUUAACUUUACUGUUGCUUUCUUUAGUUGUAAGUUAUGGUAUUUCAGAGUACCUUCUUGAGUCUUGGGUCAAAGUUGUAUUACUUGAAACAGUGUAAUAUCCAUUGCUUCUUUCCUAGAGGUUUCUAUUUUCUGGAUUAUUGGGUCAAUGGUCAAUAUUAC
Molecule: messenger RNA, 1955 nt
Organism: Cuscuta epithymum
Lineage: Eukaryota; Viridiplantae; Streptophyta; Magnoliopsida; Solanales; Convolvulaceae
Source: the annotation of a GenBank genome assembly